Oncorhynchus masou masou (cherry salmon) is the source of this 9340-nucleotide messenger RNA. It is a transcript of the gene adamts9, whose product is annotated as ADAM metallopeptidase with thrombospondin type 1 motif, 9. The record is from RefSeq and is a predicted model, not a curated record. Gene Ontology annotation, molecular function: metalloendopeptidase activity. Gene Ontology annotation, cellular component: extracellular matrix. Lineage: Eukaryota; Metazoa; Chordata; Actinopteri; Salmoniformes; Salmonidae. Gene Ontology annotation, biological process: proteolysis; extracellular matrix organization.
ACCGGCCCCUCUCUCUGCAGUAUGCAUGUUCGCCAGGGGAUCCGCGAACCGCUCACGACCCAACGCACGUUACCGGUGAGAAACCCCCCAGCAACCAAGAGUCAAUCAUAAUCGAUUUGGAUGUGGCAGAUGCACAAUCACUUGAGAGUUGGAAUACGUUGGAAAGCCCGAGUGACCGGAGCAGCUGUGUGCAAGAGGAAUACUUGUAUUCGGGGGUGCUGCUCUCUACUUAACGUGGACAAUCAUGCAUGUGCUGUUUUGGGGACUAGGGUUUCUGCUAUUUCUCCCUGACGGUUUGAAUGUAGUGUUAUCAACAGAGAAAUCGCUAUUGAAUUCAAGAAAAGCUAAAGUGUCCGAGCAGCUUGGCGCAUACGAGAUUGUAACUCCGGCGCGAGUGAAUGAAGCCGGUGACAAUUUUCCCACGAGUGUGCACUUCAAACGGAAACGGCGGAGUGUGCACGAUAUCCAUGGCAACCCCUCUGAUCAAUGGGACUCUCGAACAAUCCAUUACAAAAUAUCUGCUUUCGGACAGAGCUAUCACCUCAACCUGACACUCGAGUCCGGAUUUAUUGCUCCGCUAUACACUGUGACAGUACUAGGAGCACUUACCGAUAGUAACAUCACGGAUUUCACACCGGGGGUGGAGGCGGAGGAGGAUACGGAGUAUCAGCAUUGCUUCUAUAAAGGACAUGUGAACGCUCAAACGGAGCACACCGCAGUCAUCAGUCUCUGCUCUGGAUUGUUUGGCACUUUCAGGUCACCAGAAGGGGAGUUCUUUGUGGAGCCCCUUCACAGCUACAAUGGAGAACACUAUGAAGAAGAACACACCAAACCUCAUAUUGUGUACAGGAAGGCCUCCAAGAAAGAGGCAGCCAGGGAGGACACUGCUUGUGACACAUCAGGACAUAAACACAGACACAAGAGGAACAGGGACAAGCUGAGGAGACGUCCGAUGGCCAACAGCAGCGACAUGCUGAAUGACCUGGAGAGCCUCUCUGCCAAUCCCCUCUCCAGAUCAGAAAGAGAGAGCAGCAGACGGCCGGCUAAUGAAAGCAGCGGGGACUCAGGACCUCACAGGAGAUCAAAGCGCUUCCUCUCCUAUCCCCGCUUUGUAGAAGUCAUGGUGGUGGCAGACAGCAAGAUGGUGGAACAUCACGGGAGCAACCUUCAGCACUACAUUCUCACGUUAAUGUCCAUCGUGUCUUCCAUCUACAAGGAUCCUAGCAUUGGAAAUCUCAUUAACAUUGUGAUUGUGAAGUUAGUCAUAAUCAACAAUGAGCUGGAUGGCCCUACCAUUUCCUUCAAUGCACAGACCACUUUAAAGAACUUCUGUAUCUGGCAACAGAGGAAAAAUCACCAAGAUGAGAACCAUCACUCCCACCACGACACAGCCAUUCUCAUCACCAGGCAGGACAUCUGUCGAGCGCGGGACAAGUGUGACACAUUAGGGCUUGCAGAGCUGGGUACAGUGUGUGAUCCAUACAGAAGUUGCAGUAUUAGUGAGGACAAUGGACUCAGCACUGCAUUUACUAUCGCCCAUGAACUGGGCCAUGUAUUCAACAUGCCCCAUGAUGACAGCAACAAGUGCAAAGAGGAGGGGGUUAAAAUACAGCAGCAUGUGAUGGCACCCACACUCAACCACUACACUAACCCCUGGAUGUGGUCCAAGUGUAGCAGGAAAUACAUCACAGAGUUCCUUGACACAGGGUAUGGAGAGUGCUUACUUGAUGAGCCCAUUUCUAGGCCAUACAGUCUGUCACAGCAGCUGCCUGGACGGAUAUACAAUGUCAAUAAACAAUGUGAAUUGAUAUUUGGGCCGGGGACACAGGUGUGCCCAUAUAUGGUCCAGUGCCGCAGGCUGUGGUGCACCAGCCCAGAGGGGGCCCAGAGGGGCUGCAGGACCCAACACAUGCCCUGGGCCGACGGAACAGAGUGCUCUCCAGGAAAGCACUGUAAACAUGGCCAGUGCAUUACCAAAGAGCACGAUCCCACGCCAGUGCAGGGGGCGUGGGGAGGCUGGUCUCCGUUUGGCUCCUGCUCGCGGACGUGUGGAGGGGGCAUCAAAAUCGCCGACCGCGAGUGCAACCAACCCAUGCCCAAGAACGGGGGGAAGUACUGUGUGGGGCGCAGGAUGAAGUUCCGCUCAUGUAACUCAGAGCCCUGCUCCAAGCAGAAGAGAGACUUCAGAGAGGAGCAGUGUGCAGCCUUCGACGGCCGGCACUUCAACAUCAACGGUCUACCUCCUAAUGUGCGCUGGGUACCCAAGUACAGCGGAAUUCAGAUGAAGGAUCGCUGUAAGCUGUUUUGCAGGGUGGCUGGCAGCACCGCCUACUAUCAGCUCAGGGAUCGGGUCAUCGAUGGCACGCCAUGUGGCCCCGACACCAACGACAUCUGUGUACAGGGCCUGUGCAGGCAAGCGGGAUGUGACCAUGUGUUGAAUUCCAAGGCGAGGAGAGAUAAGUGUGGUGUGUGUGGUGGUGACAACUCCUCGUGUAAGACCGUGGCAGGCACCUUCAACAUGGUGCGCUACGGAUACAACGAAGUGGUGAGAAUACCCAGUGGUGCUACAAAUAUUGAUGUUCGUCAACACAGCUUCUCAGGGAAACCAGAAGACGAUAACUACCUCGCUGUUUCAAACAUCAGAGGGGAGUAUCUGCUCAAUGGAGAGUUUGUGGUUAGCAUGUUUAAAAGGGAAAUCAAACUGGGCAACACCAUCAUCGAGUACAGCGGAUCUGACCACAUCAUUGAGAGAAUCAAUUGCACUGACCGCAUCGAAGAGGAGAUCAUUGUCCAGGUGCUUUCUGUAGGUAACUUGUUCAACCCAGACGUCAGGUACUCCUAUAACAUCCCCAUCGAGGAUAAACCCCAGCUGUUCAUCUGGGACGCCUACGGGCCCUGGCAGGAGUGCAGCAGGCCCUGCCAAGGAGAGCGUAAGAGGAAGAUGCUGUGUAGUAGAGAGUCGGACCGUGUGGUGGUCUCAGACCAGAGAUGCCAUGGGGCUGUCAGACCAGCCAUGGUAACAGAACCCUGCAACACAGAAUGUGAAAUCAGGUGGCAUGUAGCGCGGAAGAGUGAGUGUACAGUCCCAUGUGGAGUGGGAUAUCGUACACUGGAGAUCUACUGCGCCAAACUCAGCCGUGCCGAUGGAAAGACCCAGAAGGUUGACGAGCGUUACUGCAGCAGUCAACGUAAACCUGAGGACAAGGAGAGUUGCCAUGGAGACUGUAACCCGGCCGGUUGGGAGUACUCCUCUUGGUCAGAGUGCUCCAAAAGCUGUGGCGGAGGGUCCCGGCGUCGUGCAGCCGUGUGUGGGAAGUCCUCUGAGGCAGAAAGUGAUGAGAGUAAGUGCAGCCAGAGAGACAAGCUGACCACCGCCCAGAACUGCAAUGAGUUCCUGUGUCCCGUGUGGAAGACCGGAGACUGGUCUGAGUGCCCGGUGACGUGUGGGAAAGGGUACAAGCACCGGCAGACAUGGUGCCAGUUUGCGGAGGACCGACGGGACGACCGCUUCUGUGACUCUGCGUCCAAGCCUGAGUCGGUCCAGACGUGUCAGCAGCAGGACUGUGCCUCGUGGCAGGUCGGACCUUGGGGCCAGUGCACUACCUCGUGUGGACCAGGCUACCAGAUGCGAGCAGUGAAGUGCGUUGUGGGGUCAUAUGGGUCUGUCAUGGACGACACUGAAUGUAACGCGGCCACACGGCCCACUGACACUCAGGAUUGUGAACUGGCCCAGUGUCCUGUCAGCCACCCAGUUCCCCCUGGGACCAAAGUCCCCUCACACCUUUCACACAACACCCAGUGGAGGUUUGGCUCUUGGACACAGUGUAGCGCCACCUGCGGCAAAGGGACCCGGAUGCGCUACGUUAGUUGCCGUGACAUCCAGGGUGGGGUUGCAGAGGAUUCAGCCUGCUCCCACCUGGUCAAGCCCCCGGCCAGCGACGGGUGCAUUGUAGUGCACUGCGGACAGUGGAAGGUCCUAGAAUGGACAUCAUGCUCUGUAUCCUGCGGGCAGGGGAAGACCACUCGCCAGGUGGUGUGUUUGAAUCUCAGUGACCAGAUAGUGGAUGUGGUGGAGUGUGACCCUGAUGACCGUCCAGCCACAGAGCAGGAGUGUGCCAUGUCCCAUUGCCCUGCUCUCCGCUCCAGUGAUUCUCGACCCUUCCCCUCGCCCAGCGGGGGCGUCCGCAACAACCUGCCCACAGCUGCCGAUGGGCGCAGCGGAGGACGAACCCAGGCCCACCAAUGGAGGACAGGACCCUGGGGAGCGUGCUCGAGCACGUGUGCGGGUGGCUUCCAGAGGCGUGCGGUGGUGUGCCAAGAUGAGAAUGGUUAUGCUGCCAACAACUGUGAAGAUCGCUCCAAACCCAUCGAGCAGCGUUCUUGUGAGUCCGGACCCUGUCCACAGUGGGUCUAUGGGAACUGGGGAGAGUGUACCAAGCCGUGUGGUGGAGGAAUAAAGACACGGCUGGUGGCGUGUCAGAGGCCCAAUGGAGAACGCUUUAACGAUCUGAGCUGUGAGAUUCUAGAAAAACCGCCCGACCGUGAGCAGUGCAAUACUCAUGCGUGCCCGUCUAACCCCCAUUGGAGCACAGACCCAUGGAGCUCGGUACGCUCGUAAAUAUACACAUUUUCUUCCGCCAUCUUUUUUAAAAGUCCUCUCAUUUCACUACACACAGAGUUCCACUUUCCAUUUCACUGUUACCCUUCCCUUGGCACCAGAGACUUGUCAUCCUUCUAGAGACCGUUGGGAAUUGAUUUCUGUUCCACAUAAGAGACAGGACACACACACAACACACACAACACACCAAAAAGUACAACAUAUGAAAAGCUUAAUUGACAGUUGUGACCAUAAGAACACUUUCUCUGUUAUCAGUCUUAGUGUUAAAAAUUCAGGAUCAAUUUGUAUCAGAAUCAAAGCUAGUUUGUAAAAUAUUGAUUUAAAAGAUAAUUUAUUACUUAAGAGAUUUUCUUCUUUGUUUCCUAUGUAUAUAGAAUUGACAUCCAACGUUUCUGUUAUUGCUCUUUGUAUUCGCACACUUAGUCAUUCGUUGUUCAUAUGCAAAUAUUGAUCAAUGUUUCUGUAUAUCAGGAGUUUAAGAUGCAUUGUUUGUUUUUUGUUGACACCCAAAGAAUGGACAUAUACUCGAGUGUUGUUGCUAUUCAUACUCUUUUUGAGUUUUUAUGUACUCUAGAGAUGGGUACAUCAUUCUGAUGCUAAAGCUUUAUUGACCAUCAUAACUGUAAAAAUGUAAUUUGUCUUAAAGUGUGUAAUAAGCAGUUCAAACAAUAACAAAGCGCCCCCCCCAACUCUGUUUCGGUAAACAUCUAAGGGGUGGGGCCGGAUAAAGGUAACCACUCUUAAUUGCAUAAACAGAGCUAUGGAUGCAAGGACUGACCAUCCAUGACAUGAAAAUUCUAGUUUUAACCAUGUUUUGAGGUUAUACAGUGUUUUGUUUACAAUUACAUUGUUUACGAACAAAGAAGUAAAUAAAGGUUAUAUUUUCGGUUCUGAUGGGAUUAGACAGUUAAACUAAGUUCCUUAGUUAAUAUAAAUUAUGUUCUUCAAGAAUCAAUGGCUAUAUAGAAUGACCCAAAAAAAAACAUUUUAAUGGAUGUAGCAAUCGCAGAUUGCCCCUUUAAGGCACAUGCAGUUUUUAUAGAGAAUUUACUAAUCAUCGUCGGUUUACACCUUAUUUUACAGUCCACUAUUUACCUGCUAUUUAUUCAGAAAUGUCAUUGUAAAUGGUAACUACAUGAUAAGGACCUAAUGAUUACUAAUUAGUAAUGUAAGUGAUGCUAAAUGCUAAAUUCUUAAAAAGAAACAAUAGUGUUUCUCAGUUAAGACUAAGUCAACACCAGCUGAAAUAGGACUGUAGAAUAAAGUGAUAACUGUAGUAUUUGAUCAAUUAUGUGAUUCUUCUGUAUAAUAGUCAUUUUACCACAGCUUGAAGUCUUGACCCAGAUUCCUUCCUUUUUACUAGCACAGACAUAAGAACCCGGCCCAACCAGUAGGUCCAAGGCCCACUGCUCAAAAGGUGCUUGAUAUGAGUGUAUUUAUGUCAUGUUAGAUAUGUCUAUAUAUUCGCUUUUGUAAAUAGUUUAUUUUGGUGCGAUCACCAGUGCUCAAUACACAUGUAAAAAUAUGCUAUGCUCAACCAUACCUCACUUGGAACAAACACAACUCAACUAGCCAUUAACUUGUACUUACAAUGGUGCUGUUGCAAAACAAGGGAGAAAUGAGAUAUAAACAUCAAAGAACCACUAUAUAUUUUAUUUCAAACUUAGGGUCAUAAACUGUUUAUUGUGACAUAGAGAAAUGUAUGUAAACUGGUGUUUUGAGAAGUUGUUUAUAUUCUUUUUUUGGUCAUGUUUUUUUACACCGAGUUGAUUAUUGAUUAUGUCCCUUGAAAAUAUUGUAAUGUUAGGUGAACAUGUGUUGUGGUUUUUAAAAAGGUAAAGAUCAUUUUUUAAGUGUGUUCGAUUUAUUCACCACCAAACCUCUGUCUGUUGGAGCUCAAAGAGAAUGCCCCAUGUCCUAGCUUUGUGAACACACAGUUAGUGCCUGCGACCACAGGGAGAGUUUAUAGUGUUCUAUAUACCUGGAGGUCAUCUUCUGAGCCAGUCGUAUGUUUCUACCUCAUUCUCUUCUAACAUCACUCCCCACCCACCUAUAAUCUUCUGCCGGAGGGCUGCAUCCUCAUUCACAUUCAUCAUGAUCUAGGGUCUGUGUUUUGUUCAACCUCAAUGGCUACGAGUGAAAUUGGGGUAGUGAAAGCUGAUCUUGGAUCUGUGGUAAAGAUGCAACCUCUGCCUGGAGCCCACCCAGUCAUUUCUAAGGCUAAUUGUAACCUCCUGGUCAUUAAUGUCUGUGCAUACAUUGCAGACAUCACACCUUAUUUUAAGGGUCUGUUAACACAGCUCUCAAGCAGGCAGUGAGUGUAUUUCUCACUACACAUUGUUCACUAAAGAAAACGAUCAUUUCUAACUAUCUCUAAUAUGAGUAAUGAAAAGGAACCAUAAGGUUUGGGUUGAUUAUGAUGAAUCCAAAAAGAGUGUGAGUAACUUUUUACACUACUUGAUACAACUCCACAUGCACAUAAGUCUCAUGUCACUGUGAAAUUGUCGAUAAUUUGAUUUGUAGAAUAAAUGGCAAAACACAGUUAUACAGUAUAUGCAUGAAGAUGCAUUUACAAUGUGUUUGAUACCAACUGACUCUAGAAAUAAAGCACUCUAUGCCUCUCAUUCCAUAUGGAAGUAUCAGUUCGGGUUUCAAAUACAUUUGUGUAUGUUUAUAUAAUGAUCUGUAUUUAUUUCUACUUCAUUAUAAUGUCAUGUCAAUAUUUAAUUUUAUAUGAACUUGCUGAAUUUAUGUUAGCUCACAGAGAGGUAACGAUUAAUAUUAACUAGAGGUGCUCUUAAAAAGUGUAUUUCAUUUAUUUCAUUUACUGUAAAAGAUCAUGUUCAUGAACUAUCACGAACGAUUGCUUAUGCUCAAAUUAAGUUCCAAAACAUCAAUUUAUUGUAACGGUUUUCAUGCGGUGAAGGAGAGUCGGACCAAAAUGCAGCGUGUAGAUUGCGAUCCAUGUUUAAUCAAAAAAACGUAAACACGAAUCAAUACAAAACAAAGAACGUAAUGAACGUAACGAAAACCGAAACAGCCUAUACUAGUGAAACUAACACAGCGACAGGAACAAGGACACUAAGGACAAUCACCCACGAAACACACAAAGAAUAUGGCUGCCUAAAUAUGGUUCCCAAUCAGAGACAACGAUAAUCACCUGACUCUGAUUGAGAACCGCCUCAGGCAGCCAUAGACUAACGCUCGACAUCCCACAAAACCCCAAGACAAAAACACACCACAAUAACCCAUGUCACAACCUGGCCUGACCGAAUAAAUGAAGAAUAAACAUAAUAUAUAUCGACCAGGGCGUGACAUUUAUAUGGAUUUUCUUUCAAGUCUAUCCUCUAGUUUAUGUAGCAUACAGCUAGGUAGUUGUAUUCCAUGACUGUCUAAAGUGAAAAAUGAAGCUCAUAUGAGAGAAGAUAAUAGGUGGAAGCACUCAUUGCCAUUGAGGGCUUCUGCCAUUUUAAUGUAGCCAACUGGGUGGGGAUUCCUAUGGGUUGGGAGUAAUCAGCCAAUGAUCAGAACAUUAUCUUCUUCAAAUUGGUUAGCCUAGUUUGUAAAUGGCGUUAAGCUAUAUGACUGCCAUCUAGUAGCCACAAUAAAUUCAUGACACACAUGCUUUGGUUCAAGAAUCCAGCAUUGCAGGUGGUGGUAAAUUACCAAUAUUAGCUUAAACACGUUUUUCAAACAUCAAAAGCAGAAGAAGAUGGACUACUUUAAAUGGAGAUGCAGAUGCCGUAAUGGCACAGAUAAAAUGUUGCGAACUCUAUACAUCUGUAUGGAGAAGAGAGGCAAAACAUCUGCGCUCUUGAGCUCAUCUUAGUUACAGGAGAACUAGUGUCUAGGGAAAAAACUGAUAAACGUACACUCUGGGACACUGGUUUCUAAAAAUAGUUUCAUUAAAUUAGAUAAUUGCCAUGAGGAAACAGUAAUAGUGAAGCAAACACAUUCACUUACACUACCACAGGCAAGCUUGUAGUCCUGUUAAAAAUCUAAUCUACAAGUCUGUGCUUUAAUUAAGAUGAUUUCCUUCAGACUUUACACUAAUUACACUAGGAACGUGGAAGUGAUCAUUAUAAUUAACCAAAUUACCUACUAUGGAUUAAAUAGGAAAUUACCUCUACAGAGAGCAUUACUCGAGCUCACUAACUGGUGUUUGGAAAUGGGUGUUUUCAGUGAAUGAAAAUGUACAAAUCACUGAGCAAUAUCUUGUCUUAUGAGGCCAGGGCCCCAGUGACCUAUUUGAGCAACACUGACAAGAUGGAUCCCCCACUUACUGCGCUUAUUCACUCCUCAUGCCUGACAUGUUUUUUUUGUGUGCCUGGCAACACGUGCUCUACAACUACAUUGCCCCCUCAUCCGCCCCUCGCCAGUCCCCCCUCGCCCAAUGUGGGUUGAUGACUUUGUUCUGAUGGUGGGGGGCUGGUGACAGUGACUCAAAUGAAAACCCAUCAGAAAGACAAGGGUCACAUUUGAUCUGGGAUGGGCCCCUUCGCUGUACAGCUAAUCAGCAUGGAUGGACUUCUGGGAAAGGGCUGUGAUCCAAGGAAAAAAAGCCGGGAAAGCCCUGUUGUCUGUGGCGGCCCGGAAGGCCCAGUCGCCUUUAAUUCCGGGACGGAAUGCAGACUUUGGAAUGUGGUUUAUUUUAGGCACAACUUGCUGUCUGUCCGGGGCAUUGUUAUAUUUGACACUGUAAAUAAAUGCAUCUGAUUUGAA